AAUGCCCCACCUAAAUAUCCUUAUGAACGACGACGAUGAGAGGGAUAUCUAGAUUUGUUUUCAGCGAAAGAACAUAAGAGGAGCACGAAGAGAGAGGAGAGUACUAGCGGGUUUGAUUAUGACGAGAUGAAGCGUGGCGUAUGGAGUUGUUGAUGACAGAAGAGAGAUACGAGGCGGAGGCGUGAGGAAGGCGAGAUACAGAAAUGGGGAUCUGAUAAAAAGGGAACAGUGGAAAAUCGGGAGGAGAAGCUCGUCUUCGGCUAUUAAAAAGCAGAAGAGAACGAAGAUUUGCUGGGGAGCGAAAGCGGAGAGGCUGAGUGAAAAGAGGAAAAAAAAACAACAGAAAAGCACAGGGCAAGGAGGGAAGCAGUGGUAACAAAGAAAGGAGAAAAAGAACAACCAAAAAAGCAGAGCAAAAGGAAACGUAGCGGAGGAAGAGAGAGGGUUUCUGGAGUUCUGAAAAGGACAAGCCUGGGGGUUGCGACUGCUAGAUUCAGCUCAAAUGUCUAGUGAUGCGGAGAAGUGUAAUACUGGUGAGACCCAGAAUGGCCAGGAAGCUUCUUCCCCAUCCCCACCUAGCAACAACCAAUUUAUGUGGUACAGUUGUUUACUCCAGCAAGCCUCAAUUUAUGGUAUAGCUGCAGGAUAUUGCAUCUCAGCUUCGCUUCUCUCCAUCAUCAAUAAAUGGGCUGUCAUGAAAUUUCCUUAUCCUGGGGCACUUACUGCAUUACAGUACUUCACAAGUGCAGCUGGAGUUCUCAUCUGUGGCUGGUUCAAGUUCAUUGAGCACGACUCUCUUGAACUUGUGACAAUGUGGCGGUUUCUGCCUGCUGCUAUUAUAUUUUACCUCUCCCUUUUCACCAACAGUGAGCUUCUCCUUCAUGCUAAUGUUGACACAUUCAUUGUCUUCCGGUCAGCAGUUCCUAUCUUUGUGGCCAUAGGUGAGACCCUCUUCUUGCACCAGCCAUGGCCAUCAGUGAGGACAUGGGCUUCACUUGCCACUAUCUUUGGAGGAAGUGUGCUUUACGUUGUCACAGAUUACCAAUUCUCAUUCACAGCAUAUAGCUGGGCUAUAGCUUACCUAGUGAGCAUGUCCAUAGAUUUUGUUUAUAUCAAGCACGUGGUUAUGACGAUUGGUCUAAAUACAUGGGGUCUUGUACUUUAUAAUAAUCUCGAGGCUCUGCUGUUGUUUCCUUUGGAGUUACUUAUAAUGGGGGAGUUGAAGAAGAUAAAGCGCGAAAUUCAUGAUGAGUCUGAUUGGUAUUCAUUUGAAGUAGUUUUGCCGGUGGGGUUAUCUUGCUUGUUUGGAUUGGCAAUCUCCUUUUUCGGCUUCUCAUGCCGAAGGGCAAUUUCUGCAACUGGUUUUACUGUUCUUGGUAUAGUGAACAAGCUGUUGACGGUUGUUAUUAAUUUGGUGAUUUGGGACAAGCAUUCAACACCUGUAGGGACAGUCGGGCUUUUGGUUUGCAUGCUAGGAGGAGUUUUAUACCAGCAGUCCGCAAGCAAUAAGCCAAAAGCUGUUCAACAAGUUAAUGCACAACAGGAUGAUGAGGAACAGCAGAAGCUACUACUUGAAGUGCAGCAGACUAAAAUGCCAACCAAGUUUGAAGAAGAGAAAUAAAUCACAUACAUGCAGAAUCACUCGAUGUCAUUGUGUCAUUUUUUAUUUUUUUUUUCAUUCUUGUAGAUUGUUGGGAUGGCUACUUAUCCUGUGAAUUGCUUAUUAAAUUACAAGCAGAAACUUCUGGAGGAAGCACAUAGAGUACUCUCUGGAGAUCACAAAGUCAAACGGUCUAGAGCACCACUUCGGUAAGCUUCAUUUUUUGUUUACAUCUAUAGACUGUGAUUUUCCCCAUCUCAGAAAGCGGUGACGGUGAAAUCUCUACAUUCUUUUGUCUGUACAUUUUGUUGGUUAAACAGUUGGUAUAAAUAUGAAAUUCUAGCUCAACAACAUAUUGGAGAUGCCAAACUUAAAUGCAUCCGACAAAAGAUUAGGUUCAUUUACGACACAUCUGAAAGGUAAUCUGCCUUUGGCCUGAUAAUAUUGUGAUUUACAGGAAGGAUGACAGUCCAAGAAUGAGAGAAAUCGUAAAUUCUUAUGUA
Molecule: messenger RNA, 2103 nt
Organism: Carica papaya (papaya)
Lineage: Eukaryota; Viridiplantae; Streptophyta; Magnoliopsida; Brassicales; Caricaceae
Gene: GONST3
Product: golgi nucleotide sugar transporter 3
Source: RefSeq, a predicted model, not a curated record